Dromiciops gliroides (monito del monte) is the source of this 1101-nucleotide messenger RNA. RefSeq names its product transmembrane protein 53 (gene TMEM53). The record is from RefSeq and is a predicted model, not a curated record. NCBI's taxonomy places the organism in Eukaryota, Metazoa, Chordata, Mammalia, Microbiotheria, Microbiotheriidae. The coding region runs from base 201 to 1016 and encodes 271 amino acids. The transcript is spliced from 4 exons.
CAGGGGACUCCGGCCCGGGAGGGAGGGAGGGUUCCUGGGAGGGAACCCGGGAAGGGCCCCGCCACCCGCAAUGGGCUCCGCCGACUUGGACGUGACCAUUCAGAUCCCGGACCAGGUCCCGCGCUGUCAGGGAGAAUGAAUGACUUGGAUUGGGAAGGACAGAACAAAUAACUUAGAGGGAGCUGAUAGUCAAGCUAAGGAUGGAGCUGGAGAGCCCUGAGCUGCCCAGUGGGAGUGCAGAAACAAGCACAGACCCAGAGAGAAGGGAGAGAGGGCAUCAGCAGCCGGUGGUGAUUCUGCUGGGCUGGGGAGGCUGCACAGACAAAAACCUGUCCAAGUACAGUACCAUCUACUUCAACAGGGGAUGCAUUGUGAUCCGCUACACCGCCCCCUGGCAGAUGGCCUUCUUCGCGGAGCCCUUCGGCAUCCCCUCCCUGCGCAGCCCCGCCAAGAAGCUGCUGGAGCUGCUCUUCGACUAUGAGAUCGAGAAGAAGCCCCUCCUCUUCCACGUGUUCAGCAACGCCGGGGUGAUGCUGUACCGCUACGUGGUGGAGCUGAUCCACACCCACCGACAGUUCAGCCACCUGCGGGUGGUAGGCACCAUCUUCGACAGCGCCCCCGGCAACAGCAACGUGGUGGGGGCCGUGCGGGCACUUUCCACCAUCCUGGAGAACAAGCGGCCGGCGCUGCGCAUCUUCCUGCUGCUCACCUUCGCCCUGGCCGCCGUGCUGGUGCGGCUGCUGCUGGCCCCCCUCACUGCCGUCUUCCAUGUCAGCUACUACGACGCCCUCAUGAAGCAGUCGUCACGCUGGCCCGAGCUCUACCUCUACUCCAAGGCCGACCGCAUCAUCCGGGCCAGCGACAUCGAGCACAUGGUGGUGGCCCGGCUGGAGCAGCAGGUGCUGGUGCGGGCCGUGGACUUCUCCGCCUCGGCCCACGUCAGCCACCUGCGGGACUACCCCACCUACUACACCAGCCUCUGUCUGUCCUUCCUGUACAACUGUGUGCAUAUGUGAGGGCUCCACCCCUGGCCUGCCAUCCUGGGGUGCCCCUCCUCCCGCCCCUUCUGCCCAGAAAUAAAAGUCGGCUCCCCCUCCGGCC